This is a messenger RNA of Bipolaris oryzae ATCC 44560, 1617 nucleotides long. RefSeq lists its product as uncharacterized. The coding region runs from base 1 to 1617 and encodes 538 amino acids. NCBI's taxonomy places the organism in Eukaryota, Fungi, Ascomycota, Dothideomycetes, Pleosporales, Pleosporaceae. The record is from RefSeq and is a predicted model, not a curated record. Gene Ontology annotation, molecular function: transmembrane transporter activity. Gene Ontology annotation, biological process: transmembrane transport. The transcript is spliced from 3 exons.
AUGGCCGCUAGCCCCGACAAUGUCGAGCUCAUCCCUGGCACGGAGCUCAUGAACAAUGAUGGUUCGGUGAAGAAACAACUCAUUCCGAAGCCGUCUUCUGAUCCACGAGACCCCCUCAACUGGAGCCGUAAAUGGAAGAUGAUGGUGAUGGCCUCGCAAUGGCUCUUUACGUGGAUAUCUGUGACUGGUGCGCUAUCCAUAGCCCCAAUGUUUCCACUGCUUGGUGCACAGUUCCACUUAAACAACAAUCAGUUGGCCAUGUUGACUGGUAUUACUGUCAUUACGCUCGGUUUCGCAAACUUCAUCAUUGUGCCACUGUCCAACAUCUUUGGACGUCGCGCCAUUAGUUUGGUGUUUUCUGUACUGAUUCUUUUGACAUGCGUGUGGCAGGCACUAGCAACGAGCCAUAGCAGUCUGCUGGCAGCUAGGGCGGUGAAUGGUCUAGUGUGUGCGACCAGCGAGAGCAUUCCCGUCCAGAUGAUUGCUGAUGUCUUUUAUCUGCACGAACGAGGCCUGUGGACGGGCGUCUACUUCACUGGAUAUUUCAUGGGGGCCUUCCUAGGUCCUAUUAUGGCAGGUGCUAUUGGAGCCCAUUAUGGCUGGCAAUCGUUCUUCUGGCUCGAGACAGCACUUUCAGGUGUCUCAAUCAUUCUUAUUGCAUUCACCUUCCCGGAAACGAAGUACCAUCGUGGCGGCACUGCCGUCGCAACCAAUGGUCCAGUACAAGCCAAGAACAGCGAGCGCAGCAGUGAAGACGAUAACCAGCUCGAAAAACAAGCCACGCUUACUACAGCCAACGACUUGGGCCAGGAUACGUCUGAUGUUUCUCUCGUGGCGAAUGGCUGCCCGUCUCGUGCACAAUUUAUGCCAUUCCGGAAGCCCGACCCUAGAUGGAAGAUGUUUGUUGUCCGCGAUACAUGGACUCCUAUCAAGGUCUUCUUCAACCCCAUUAUCCUAUGGGCUGGGUUGAUGCUGGCUGGUCCGGCCGAUCUUCUUCUUUUUUUCAACAUCACAGAGUCUCCGAUCCUUGCGGCGCCACCGUACCUCUUCCGACCCGACCAAGUUGGCUACACGAACUUCGCCUUCGCCAUCGGUGCGCUAGUGGGUCUUGCGACAGCAGGCCCGUAUUCCGAUUGGGUGGCUGCUCGGGCGACUCGCAAGAAUGGUGGUGUGCGUGAAGCAGAGAUGCGUCUUCCUGCACUUUGGUUUUACAUGAUCAUCACCAUGCUCUCUUUGAUCCUUGGAGGCUUAGCCUACCAGCACCAAUGGGCAUGGGGCCACAUUGUUGUGUGGGGCUAUGGCUUCGCCGGGCUUAGUGUCACCACGGUGCCUACCAUCUGCAUCGCUUAUGCAAUCGACUGCUACAAACCUAUCUCUGGCGAAAUCAUGGUGGUGGCAACUGUAUGUAAGAACUUCAUCGCCUUCUCGUAUAGCUAUUGGGUCUUUGAUCUGGCACAUGAAAGUAAAGAUGGCUGGAUGACGCCGGCCAUGGUCAUCUUCGCUUGCACCGUUGGCCCGGCUCUUUUCGCAUUCCCGCUAUACUAUGGUCUCGGCAAGAAGAUUAGAAGAUGGACCAAGGACAGCGAUGUGCAUCGCAUGGAGGAGGUGAUCCAGUAG